Messenger RNA from Mya arenaria, 1963 nucleotides. RefSeq names its product procathepsin L-like. Lineage: Eukaryota; Metazoa; Mollusca; Bivalvia; Myida; Myidae. The transcript is spliced from 7 exons. The coding region runs from base 128 to 1156 and encodes 342 amino acids. The record is from RefSeq and is a predicted model, not a curated record. Gene Ontology annotation, molecular function: cysteine-type endopeptidase activity. Gene Ontology annotation, cellular component: lysosome.
CCACCAUAGUGCACGUUGUUGAUGACGAGUUAAACAGAGCACAAAAAAGUGAAGCCAGCACGCAGAUCUUUGAAAUAAAGAUUAAUUAUUUAUAAGAACACAAUAAUAAAAUAAUCGCAGAGUCAGAAUGUUCGUUAUUUACGCUGUUCUGACACUGGCUCUAGUGGAGGUGAACGGAUAUGGUGUACGGGAAAUGUCCAUGGUGGACGUCGGAUUCGCAGAGAUAAACCAGGAGUUGUCGGAGCCUAUAGAUUCGCUCUUUGAGAACUUCAAACACGCACAUGGCAAACAGUACGCUAACGCGUCCGAGGAGUCACAGCGACGUGCGAUAUUCGUAGAUAACGUUGAAUACAUCAAUGCCCACAACAACCUGUACCUGUCUGGAAAGACGUCAUAUUACAUGGGCGUCAACCAGUUCUCUGAUAUGACAUAUAACGAAUGGCGGUCGCUUUUCACAACACAGUCGAUUGAUGAUGUCACAACCAGAAAUGAUUCUAUCUUCUUGACGCCGGAUAAUUUUGAGGCCCCGUCGAGUGUUAACUGGGCACAAAGAGGAUAUGUAACACCAGUGAAAAACCAGCAAAGAUGUGGAUCAUGUUGGGCGUUCAGUGCGACUGGUGCCAUUGAAGGCCAACACUUCCGCAAAUAUCAUAGACUGGUUUCUCUGAGCGAGCAACAGCUGCUGGACUGUUCCGGUUACGGUUGUCGAGGAGGGUAUCCUACCAAGGCCAUGUUUUAUGUCAGGGAUGUAGGAGGAAUCGCGUCGGAACAAGCGUACCCUUAUAAGGCACGAUCGGAGCGAUGUCACUUCCGCAGAUCCAUGGCGGUUGCCCACGUGAAGGGGGUGAUGCAGGUCAGGCAGUCUGAGCGGGACCUGAUGAACGUUCUGGCCUCCCAAGGGCCCAUCUCCGUCUCCAUCGUUGUCAACAAGAACUUCAUGCAGUACAGGGGCGGUAUUUUCUACGACCCCUCGUGCAGCAGGGCAAGGGAUGGACACGCGGUGCUGGUCGUAGGAUACGGCUCGAGCCCCAGGGAAUACUGGCUCGUGAAAAACUCAUGGGGAACCCGCUGGGGCGAACAUGGGUACAUCCGUAUGGCCCGCAAUAAGGGAAACAUGUGCCGAAUCGCUAAUGCCGCCGUAUUUCCCACGAUGUAGACUCUAGAUAGAAGUGAAACUCCUCGGCCAUCCCCGGUGCGGCUGCGACGUCAGACUGCAGGAAUGAUUUACAGAAAAUAACCAAAAUAAAACCAUUGCCCUUUAAGCGUUUCUUUCUCAUGUCAAGUACAAUGCCACUGCUGUUGAAUAAAAUAACAGCUACUUAACUUAAUGUAUAAGUGAUAUUAAUUUUGAUGUUUUUUGUGUGUUUUAGUUUAAAUUUAAUUACAGUUAUGCAAUAGAUGAUAAAUGAAAAAAAUAUACCGCUGAGAAUUGAUAUUACUCAUAUUAUUGCUUUUAUACGUAUCAAUAUAAUAUUUGAAAAAAAAAGUUUUGUACAUGUUCUGUAUUUUGAUAGUACUGACAAUUUGUGUUUGUUGUUGUGUGUGUUUUUAUUUGUAUGUGUGUCCGUAUGUAUUUUGCCGCUUUAUUCCGUUUGUACCGCUAAUUAUUAAUCAACUGUUACGUAUUUGACGAGAUACAGAGACAAUUGCAGUACCAAUACCAGACAAUAGAAGGCAAUAUAUGCCAAAACUCGCUCAAUAUCGACCAAACUCGGCCAAUAUCAACAAAACUCGACUAAUAUGAGUUUCCUCCGUCUUGGUUGGCUACAAAACUCGCCUAAUAUAGGAUUUGAGAAAUGGGCCAUUUCAAUUGGCUGUCGAAACUCGCCUAAUAUGAGAAAUAUGCUGGAAUUUAUUUUUAAAGGUAGCCAUUUUGUUUUCCGUUUUCCCACUGUUUUGAUUUUUUUUUGCUUCGUAUAAACCUAUUUGGAAUACUUGAACCUAUUAAAUGAUUGAACCACUU